Messenger RNA from Nipponia nippon (crested ibis), 357 nucleotides. NCBI's taxonomy places the organism in Eukaryota, Metazoa, Chordata, Aves, Pelecaniformes, Threskiornithidae. The record is from RefSeq and is a predicted model, not a curated record.
AUGUCGGUGUGGACGCGUGUGGUUCAUGCGCUUCGCUGGCCCGGUGGGACGGAGCUGGUGGCAACGUGCCUGCGGGUGGCCUCCCCGCAGGGGCUGCGCUCCGCUUGCUCUGUCCAACAAGAACAAAGAAACCACACUGCAGAACCUGUAAUAGAUGACUAUAAAAAGAUGGGGACUCUCUUUGGCGAACUAAACAAAAGCCUUAUCAGAAUAGGCUUCACAAGGAUGUACUUUGGAGAACGGAUAGUAGAACCUGUAAUAAUUAUAUUCUUCUGGGUUAUGCUCUGGUUUCUUGGCCUACAAGCUCUCGGACUGGUUGCUGUUCUGUGCCUUGUCAUUAUUUAUGUACAACAGUAA